AUGGGGAAAAAACUAAGUGAUGAAGAAGUGGCUGAGUUAUUACAAGGGGAUAUAUCAGAUAUAGAAGAACUAGAUGAAGGUGAUGACAUAAAUAUUGACAAUCUAAAUGAAAUAUUGAAUCAAUUUCCUGAUAAUAUUGAAGAAUUGUUUCCUAUGCAAAAUAAUUUAUUGGAAGAGGAUGAAGUCAAUUUUGAAAAUAAUUUAAUCAUGCUUAACCAGAGGGACAUAGAAGCAGAAAUUGAAGAGGAAAAUAGACUUUUUGAUGAACAAGUUAGGAUAGGUCCAAAUUGGGAAAAGGUACCAUAUCAAAACCCUGAUUCAACAUGGAAAGGAAACUUACCUGAUCCACCUACUCACAUUUUGUCUCCCUAUAAAUAUUUUAAACAGUAUUUUGAUGAUGAUAUUAUUCAGAAUUUAUGCGAACAAACCAAUAUUUAUUCUGUACAGAAGUCAGGAAAAUGCAUUGCUACAUCAACAGCUGAGAUUGAACAAUUUAUUGGAAUUCAAAUGUACAUGGGUAUUGUCAAAAUGCCAUCUUAUAGAAUGUUUUGGAAUAAUCAGACCCGCUUUCCUACAGUUUCUGAUGUAAUGGCAAGAAACAGAUUUGACAACAUAAGGUCUUACUUUCACGUUAAUGAUAAUACUCAGAUGUUACCCAGAGAACAUAGCCAACAUGACAAAUUGUUCAAAAUCAGACCUUUUUUGAAUGCUAUAAGGAAUAACAUGAAAAAAGUUCAUGUAAAUGAGUUUAUAGCUGUUGACGAAAUAAUUAUUCCUUUCAAAGGUCGCUCAACUAUAAAGCAGUACAAUAAAAAUAAGCCUCAUAAAUGGGGAAUCAAAAUGUUUGCACUGGCUUCAUCAAAUGGACUAGUGCAUGAUUUUGAAAUAUAUGUUGGCAAAGGUACUUUACCUCCAUCGAAUCAUGGCCUAGGUAUAAGUGGAGAUGUUGUCAUGCGACUUAUUGAAUGUGUUCCAAAGCAUGAAAACUAUAAGGUAUCUAUGGACAAUUGGUUUAAUUCUUACAACUUGCAAUGCAAGUUAAAAUUUGUUGGAGUUCAAAGUAUCGGGACUGUACGUUCUAAUCGUAUUGCUGGUUGUGUACUAGAAAAUGAUAAGCAACUGAAAUCUGGAGAACGUGGCAAGUUUGAUAGUAGAGUGGACACAAAUAACAAUAUUGUAGUAACUAAGUGGCAUGAUAAUAAAGUUGUGCAUGUAAUUUCAAAUUACAAAGGACCACUGCCUGUGGAGAAUGUCAAAAGAUGGUCUGUUGCUGAAAAAAAAAAAGUUGAUGUCCCUAGGCCAGCGUCAAUUGGUGAAUAUAAUUCUUAUAUGGGAGGUAUUGAUUUACAUGAUAUGCUAGUGGAGCUAUAUCGUGUAAAUAUAAGAGUAAGACGAUAUUAUUUACGCAUUGUGUAUCAUUUGCUUGAUAUGUGUGUGGUAAAUUCGUGGUUACUCUAUAGAAGACAUUGUAAGCAGUUAAAUGAAAAAACUAUGAGCUUAUUAAAAUUUAAGUUAGAAAUAUCUCAUGCUUUAUUACAAUGUGGAAAAGUUCAAACGCCAAAAAGAGGUAGACCAUUAUCUAAUACACCACCAAGUAAAAAAAGAAGAACUUUUACUCCAAGACCAACUAAUGAUGUUAGAUAUGAUCAAACUGGACAUUGGCCAAUCCGAGUCAUAGAAAAACAAAGGUGUAAGAAUUGUAUUAAAUGUUAUUCUACAACAAAAUGUGAUAAGUGUAAGUUACACUUAUGUUACAAUUUAAAAAACAAUUGUUUUUUAAACUACCAUAAAAAAUAA
Molecule: messenger RNA, 1797 nt
Organism: Macrosiphum euphorbiae (potato aphid)
Lineage: Eukaryota; Metazoa; Arthropoda; Insecta; Hemiptera; Aphididae
Source: the annotation of a GenBank genome assembly